AGCGCAAGAACCUUGACCUCCUCAUUAUUCUCCGCCUUGAAGCUCAUUGAAAAGCGACAUUGUUUCUUUAAGAUUGCACUUGCAGUCAUCAGCGGGUCUGUCCAUUGUUGGGGGAACAGAAAGCGAGUUGAGGUUGAUAUACGGGGGCCGACGACCAGUUGCGCAUAUCAUCAGUGGACCAGCUGCGGUGCAAGCAGCAGUAGCCGACUUGAACGCAUCCUUCCAGACAUGGGUUGCUAUGAUUGCUGUAUGCGCUGUUUGGGUGGGGUGCCGUACUGCUCCCUGGUCGCCACACUGCUGUGUUUCUCUGGCAUUGCCCUCUUCUGUGGUUGUGGGCACCAGGCACUCACAGAGACGGAGAGACUCAUCGAGACUUACUUCGCCCGUAACCUUCAGGACUACAUCACCCUCGCCUACAUCAUCCAAUAUUUCCAGUAUGUCAUCUAUGGUUUGGCCUCGUUUUUCUUCCUCUACUGCAUCGUGCUGUUGGCUGAGGGCUUCUACACCACGAGCGCUGCCAAGCAAACCUUUGGAGAGUUCAGGAGCACCAUGUGUGGCCGCUGCCUUAGUUCCUCGUUUAUAGUGAUUACAUACGUACUAGCUGUGCUGUGGCUGUUGGUGUUCGCCUUCUCGGCCCUGCCUGUCUACUUCUUCUACAACAUGGAUGCCACCUGCCACACCAUUGAUGUGCUGACCGAGACGCCAGCGAGUAUCAACCAGCUCUGUGUUGAUGCAAGGCAAUACGGGCUCCUGCCAUGGAAUGCAGUGCCAGGGAAAGCUUGUGGCAUGACUCUGUCCACGGUUUGCAAGACCAGAGAAUACCGAAUGACCUAUGACCUUUACAUUGCUGCCUUUGCCGGCGCGGGCAUCACUCUCUUGGCUCUGCUGACCUAUACUGUGUCAACCACCUAUAACUUUGCGGUUCUUCGGUAUCUGGGGAGAAAGGGCAUAGUUGCACGGUGUUAGGCUCACCCGCUUCCUGUCUGCUCUAUCACUUCUCCACCACCAACAUGGGGACGGCAACAAUUCUCUCCUUCCACAUCAUCUGCACAGAACCUCUUGUGGACUCUUAAAAAUAAUGUCUUUAUAUUUUUACUUGUUGGGAACAAUGUUAUUUUAAUGUUUAUCCUUUUCUUUUUGUUAUUUUGUAUGUGUGUGGGGUUGUCUACUGCUUUUACAUGCAGUUAGUCUUAUGUCCUAUGCCAUGUCACGAAAAUAUUUGUAAAAUAUUGUUUCUAUUUCUGCUUCCCUUCGCAUUCAAAACACAAAUAACACAUCCCUAAUCAAUUAACAUAUGUAAGAACUAACCACCAAUUUGCAACACAUGUGCUGCUAGAAUGCAGCUGUUGCGGAGAAAAGGGAUUAUAGGUUACCAUGGCUGCCAUCCUUCACAUCUGGUUGCCAUGGUGGCAGACAAGCAUGCAUUUGCGGUCUCGCGCUGACCUCAGGACUUUUCUCACGGGCUGGAGAAAAGCCUCAACAAUGGAGUCAUGCCUGUUUUUAAAAGCUAGCCAAUAAGGAGCCAGUUGUGGGGGCCACCUGCGCUACGAGUCUCUGCCAAGGGUUAUAUUACAUGUCAAGGGAGAGGGUCCUCCUGACAAAGAGAGGGUUGGACCCCUCUAAAGCCUCAAUGCAGCUCCUCUGGGACAGCAACCACACACACCAUCCACAGGCUGCUGCAUGACCCCCACCUCCCUCCCAAUAAUUGAAGUGAUGGAUUCAGAGGCAGAGGACUGAAGGAAUUUUAGAUGAUUUUAAGUAGUUUCUUUCUGACAAAGGGACAUACUUAGUUCUGAUCUAGAAAGGUCUGAAAUUGUUUCUCAUCAUUUUGAGAUGGCAAAAGCACUAGAUGCUAACUUAUGGAGUGACCUCAUAUUAUUAGACCUAAAACACACUGAGGUGUGACUAGACCCUGCUGUUAAUGCAUGACUGAGGUGCUUUUAUAGAGAUGGGGACAGCUUUGUUUUGUCUCUAAUCCUUUGGGAAUGUUCUUGUAGUUAUUGUAUAACACAUCUUUUUACUUACUGUAGCUGAAUUUACUACUUUUUUUUUACACUUUGGGUAUUACCAACAAUGUUUUUGCAGCAUCAUAAGUAGAUUAUUCCAUUUGGUGUGAACUUUACCCAGCUGUGAUUGGUGGAUUUGUCAAAUGGCAGCUGGCUGUUUAUUUUUUUUUUUGUGUUGGUAAAAUGUGGUAAUAAAAAAAGAAUAUUCUUUGAAGUAUUUGUG
Molecule: messenger RNA, 2229 nt
Organism: Anarrhichthys ocellatus (wolf-eel)
Lineage: Eukaryota; Metazoa; Chordata; Actinopteri; Perciformes; Anarhichadidae
Gene: plp1a
Product: proteolipid protein 1a
Exons: 7
Coding region: 229-966 (245 amino acids)
Biological process (GO): central nervous system myelination; axon development
Cellular component (GO): plasma membrane; myelin sheath
Molecular function (GO): structural constituent of myelin sheath
Source: RefSeq, a predicted model, not a curated record